CUUCACUGGUCAACUCAUAAUCAACUAGAGCUCAUGAAGCUGCCCAAACAAAUGGCGCCGUCCAUGGGAAUCGAAUAAAAAGCUUUCAUGCUUUGUUGUCAUUGUUGACCAAGAAGGGAGAAGGAGAAGCUAGAUUUGCGGAACCAAGUCGUCACUCUCAGCUCCCUCAGAUCCCUAGAAUGAGGGAAGGAGGAGAUGAGUGAUGAUUGCCUUUACCUCCCUAGUUUCAAGUCAUCACUCUCAGCUUCUUGGUUCCAAGUCAUCAUUCCUCAGCUUCCUAGUUCCAGGUUAUCACUUUCAGCUCCAACUCAGAUCCCUGAUUCUAGGUCAUCAUCUCUCAGCUUCUUGGUUUCCAGGUUGUCAUUCCUCAUAUCCCUGGUUCCAGGUCGUCAUUACUCAACUUCCUGGUUCCAGGUCGUCAUUACUCAGCUUCUUGGUUCCAAGUCAUCCUUCCUCAACUUCUUGGUUCCAGGUCGUCAUUACUCAGCUUCCUGGUUCCAGGUCGUCAUUACUCAGCUUCUUGGUUCCAAGUCAUCCUUCCUCAACUUCUUGGUUCCAGGUCAUCUUUCCUCAGAUUCUUGGUUCCAAGUCAUCUUCCCUUAUAUCCUGGGUUCAAGGUUGUCGUUACUUAGAUUCCUGGUUUCUAGGUCAUUAUUACUAAGCUUCUUGGUUCCAAGUCGUCAUUACUCAGAUUCUUGGUUCCAUGUCGUCAUUCCUCAAAUCCUUUUGUAAAGCAUUCUCAAGGAAUCUAUAAAUACCCCACACCUCUCAAAGGUAGAGGACUUCUUCGAGAGCUCUUCUCUCUCUAUUAUACUUCUCUCUCUAAAGAGAGCCCCAAGUAUAGAAUAUUGGUAACUUGGGCAUCAGAGUAUCUACCUUGAAGGACAAUCCUCGAGUCUGUUUUGCAGGUCCCCUCAUUGGUUAACUCUUGAUCAACUAGAGCUCAUAAAGCUGCCUAAACAAGACUAACUAUUGAUAUCAUGAAUAAAGAGUGUUCAACAUU
Rubroshorea leprosula is the source of this 1003-nucleotide messenger RNA. Lineage: Eukaryota; Viridiplantae; Streptophyta; Magnoliopsida; Malvales; Dipterocarpaceae. The record is from the annotation of a GenBank genome assembly.